Molecule: messenger RNA, 408 nt
Organism: Lactuca saligna
Lineage: Eukaryota; Viridiplantae; Streptophyta; Magnoliopsida; Asterales; Asteraceae
Source: the annotation of a GenBank genome assembly
AUGAAGUUAGAUAUGCAGAGAAUAUGGAAGAGAAACCUAGGUAGAGAUGAUAGAUGCAUCGCUGAUAAUGGCAAAGAGGCUAGGUUUCCUUUUCUGGAUGAAAAUGUAAUAAGGAUACUGCUUGAUAUUCCACUAUGGGAGAUUGCAGACCUUGGCCAACCAAGUGGAGUUGGUGAUAAGAUCUUGAGAAAGAUCUUGGUCAAUUUUCUGCAAUAUAUGAAUCCUGUUUUCCAGUUGUUAAAAAAGAGUGGGAAAACUUUUGUAUUAACUUUUACACUUAAUUCUUACAUUGUUACAAAAGAGUGGCAUGUUGUUGUUCGUGUUGACUAUAUUCCUUCUCGUGUUGACUUACCUUCUUUAGGCCAUGGGAAAUAUGUUGAACUUGUUAAUCCAUUUCAAUGGAAGUAG